Molecule: messenger RNA, 543 nt
Organism: Sorex araneus (European shrew)
Lineage: Eukaryota; Metazoa; Chordata; Mammalia; Eulipotyphla; Soricidae
Gene: DYNAP
Product: dynactin associated protein
Exons: 3
Coding region: 1-543 (180 amino acids)
Biological process (GO): activation of protein kinase B activity
Cellular component (GO): Golgi apparatus; plasma membrane
Source: RefSeq, a predicted model, not a curated record
AUGGCGUCGCCUGAGCAUGGAGAAACCACAGCGGCUGCCACAGCGUUGCUGCCUGCCCUGGCCAGACCAAGUCACAGUGCUUUGGACAUAGUCGUGGCGGCAUUACCCAGAAAUCCAUACUGCUCAAAUGAAGGCCCACCACACUGUGGCUGUAAAUUUCCCAAUGUGACCCUCCAGCCGCAGUGGGUCGCAUCAAAGCCAUGGUCUCUCUGGAAAACAUUUCUGGUGUGUCUGUUGGCUUGUCUAAUUGCAACAACCCUAGUUGUUUUGGUCUUAUAUUUUGUCCACUUCGGCAAAGCCCCCAACAAUGGUAACAGCAUCAUCAUUCACACAGAUGGAAAGUCCACCCAUGUCACCUGCAUCUUUGAUUCGGCCUCACCGACCCAGUCAGAACCUCAGACCACCUUCUCUACCACACCUGAGGCAAAUCAGAGCUCUACAACCCUGCUGAGCACUGUCUACUAUCCAACACCUACUGGACCACCAUCUACGGUGCCGACUGUCAAAACCACGGUGGAUCAUGAAGUGGAAAUUGAAGAAUGA